Molecule: messenger RNA, 1944 nt
Organism: Saccharomycopsis crataegensis
Lineage: Eukaryota; Fungi; Ascomycota; Saccharomycetes; Ascoideales; Saccharomycopsidaceae
Gene: LSG1
Product: ribosome biogenesis GTPase LSG1
Exons: 1
Coding region: 1-1944 (647 amino acids)
Biological process (GO): ribosomal subunit export from nucleus
Cellular component (GO): cytosol
Molecular function (GO): GTP binding; GTPase activity
Source: RefSeq, a predicted model, not a curated record
AUGCCACCACAAAAAGAACCCCCAAAGAAAUGGAAGGCGCCAAAAGGUCCAAAACCGGUGCAUCACAAGCAGAGAAACACCAUUGGUUUGGGUAAAGCGAUCAUUUACCAAAGAACAAAAGAAAAUAACAUUGAAAUCUUACCGGAUGGGGAAUCUCGUUUCGCCACCGACAAAAAGGAAGAUGACUGGGUGAAAUUGAGAUCUAUCACCCAAGAAAACCAUAUUGAUGAUUUUUUGAACAGUGCCGAGUUAGCCAAUAAAGAUUUCACCGCUGUCAAGCGAAAUCAAAUGACAAUUCUUGGAACCAGCUCUGUCGGGACCAAUUAUUUAUUGAGUGAAGAAAGAGAAAAAGAAGUGUCCUUAGAAAUUUUGAAGAAUCAAAACAAGUUAGUGGUGCCAAGAAGACCUGAAUGGACUAAAGAUAUGAGCAAAUUUUUGUUGCAGGAGCGUGAAAAGAAGGCAUUCUUGGAAUGGAGAAGAGAAUUGGCGGUCUUGCAGAAAAACAAUGAUUUGUUAUUGACCCCAUUUGAAAGAAACUUGGAAGUGUGGAGACAGUUGUGGAGAGUCAUUGAAAGAUCUGACUUGGUGGUGCAAAUUGUCGAUGCCAGAAACCCAUUAGCGUUCAGAUCGAUUGAUUUGGAACAUUAUGUGAAAGAAUUGGAUGACAGAAAGAAGAAUUUAUUGUUAGUUAACAAAGCCGAUUUAUUAUCUUUAAAUCAAAGAAAAGCUUGGGCAGAAUAUUUCAUUAAAAACGAUGUCCCAUACGCAUUUUUCUCAGCGGGGAGAGCUAACGAAAUUUUAGAAAAAGAAAAGGAGGAGUUAGAAAAUAUCAGAUUGGGACUCUCAACACCUGCGCAAGCCAAAAAUAAUUAUGAUGAUGGUGAUGAUGAUGAAGAAGAGCAGGAAAAGAAAGUUUUCAACACCCAGAGUGAAGAUUUGGAAGAAAAAGUGAGAAUCUUGACAAUUGAUGAAUUGGAAGACUUGUUCAUUAGUGAAGCUCCAGAACCUUUGACUUUACCUUUGAGUGCUGGAGAAAAGCCAAAAUUACAAAUUGGGUUGGUGGGGUAUCCUAAUGUGGGUAAAUCGUCUACCAUUAAUGCCUUGGUAGGUGCUAAGAAGGUUUCAGUAUCUUCAACUCCAGGUAAAACCAAGCAUUUCCAAACAAUUUUGUUAUCUGAUGACAUUAUUCUUUGUGAUUGUCCUGGGUUAGUUUUCCCUAACUUUGCGCAUACCAACGCUGAAUUGGUUUGUAACGGGGUGUUACCAAUCGAUCAAUUACGUGAGUCGAUUGGUCCUACCCAAUUGGUUGCCAGAAGAAUCCCAAAAUUCUUUUUGGAAGCAAUUUACGGUAUUUCCAUUCAAACCAAAUCGGAAGAAGAUGGGGGUGAUGGGAUCCCUACUGCUCAAGAACUUUUGACAUCUUAUGCCAGAGCUAGAGGUUUUAUGACUCAAGGGUUCGGUAGUGCUGAUGAGAGUAGAGCUGCCAGAUAUGUUUUGAAAGAUUAUGUGAAUGGGAAAUUACUAUUUGUCCAUCCUCCUCCAAAUGCCGAUGGCACCAUUAAAACUUAUGAUGAAAGGUUAUCAUUCAAUAAGGAAUUGUACACUAUUGAUUUGUUGUCGGAAAAUAGAAGAAAACAAAUUAUUCAGGCUAUCAAUGCCAGUGACAAUUUUGAUUUGGAAACAUUUGACUUGGCCAAAGAUUUGUCCAAGAUCUCUUUCAGUUCACAUAUUGCUGGUAUCAAUAAUGAACAAUCCACCGGUUCUUACCACGGGGGUAGCCAAGCGGCAUUGGUAUCUGCAAGUGAUGAACUUAACAGAGAAUUCUUUAAGCUGAAUGGUAUCAAGGGAAUUCAAACCACAGUAUUCCAUAACAAAAAAAACGAAUUUUCUAAUAACAAAAAGCAUAAGAAGGGGAAGAAGCUUAAGGUUAGAAACGUCAAGUGA